AUGGAAGACCACACUUUUGUUGUUGGUCAGGAGUUCCCUGAUGUCAAGGCCUUCCGUAACGCUAUUAAGGAAGCUGCCAUUGCACAGCACUUUGAGCUGCGUAUUGUAAAGAGUGACCUUAUCCGUUACUUUGAUAAGUGCGCCACAGAAGGAUGUCCAUGGCGUAUUCGUGCAGUUAAGCUUCCCAAUGCUCCAACUUUCACAAUUAGAAGUCUUGAAGGAACACAUACUUGUGGGAAAAAUGCACAAAAUGGGCACCAUCAAGCUUCUGUGGAUUGGAUUGUGAGUUUUAUAGAGGAACGACUACGGGAUAACAUCAAUUACAAACCAAAGGAUAUAUUGCAUGACAUUCAUAAACAAUAUGGGAUCAUCAUACCAUACAAGCAAGCUUGGCGUGCAAAGGAACGGGGACUUGCUGCUAUUUAUGGCUCUUCAGAAGAAGGAUACUGCAUGCUUCCCACAUUUUGUGAGCAAAUAAAGAAAACAAACCCUGGAAGUAUUGCAGAGGUAUUCACCACUGGUGCAGAUAACCGUUUCCAGCGGCUGUUUAUUUCCUUUCAUGCAUCCAUAUGUGGAUUCUUGAGUGGAUGCUUGCCUAUUGUUGGGCUUGGUGGAAUCCAGCUUAAAAGCAAAUACCUUGGUACUUUGCUUUCAGCAACUGCUUUUGAUGCUGAUGGUGGUUUAUUUCCUCUUGCAUUUGGCAUUGUUGAUACAGAAAACGAUGAUAGCUGGAUCUGGUUCUUAUCAGAGUUGCAUAAGGCUUUGGAGAUGAAUUCUGAGAAAAUGCCACAGCUCACAUUUCUAUCAGAUGGUCAAAAAGGCACUUUAGAUGCAGUAAGGAGAAAGUUCCCAAAUUCUUGUCAUGCCUUUUGCAUGCGCUAUCUUAGUGAAAGCAUUAGCAAAGAGUUCAAGAACUCAAGGCUUGUCCAUCUUCUCUGGAAAGCUGCAUAUGCUACAACUACGACUGCUUUUAAAGAGAAAAUGGCUGAAAUAGAGGAGGCUUCUCCUGAAGCUGCAAAGUGGAUACAACAAUUUCCUCCCUCCCGCUGGGCAUUGUUGUAUUUCGAAGGGACACGUUAUGGGCACCUCUCAUCAAACAUUGAGGAUCGGUGGAUUCUUGAUGCUCGAGAGUUACCCAUAAUACAGGUGGUUGAGCAAAUUCACAACAAAUUGAUGUCUGGAGUUUGA
Messenger RNA from Gossypium raimondii (Peruvian cotton), 1188 nucleotides. RefSeq lists its product as uncharacterized. The coding region runs from base 1 to 1188 and encodes 395 amino acids. The record is from RefSeq and is a predicted model, not a curated record. NCBI's taxonomy places the organism in Eukaryota, Viridiplantae, Streptophyta, Magnoliopsida, Malvales, Malvaceae. The transcript has a single exon.